This is a messenger RNA of Exophiala spinifera, 1590 nucleotides long. RefSeq lists its product as uncharacterized. The record is from RefSeq and is a predicted model, not a curated record. NCBI's taxonomy places the organism in Eukaryota, Fungi, Ascomycota, Eurotiomycetes, Chaetothyriales, Herpotrichiellaceae. The coding region runs from base 1 to 1590 and encodes 529 amino acids. The transcript has a single exon. Gene Ontology annotation, biological process: phosphatidylcholine biosynthetic process.
AUGUCGGAUCCGAUACCAAUCCCUAGGGCGCAAAGCCAUGAAGCAUUUGAGGCCGAGGCUGCGGCGGCAGAUCUCCCUAGUAGUUUAGGAUCUACCCACGAUGGAACCGAAGCCCUCACACCCGGCUGGCAGUCGUCCACCCCGGGGAGCCCGUAUAUCUUGUCAAGAAAUCCAUCCUAUGUCGGGAGUCAGUCUCAUCAGGAAGACUGGGAGAUACCGUUGGACAAGCUAACGUUUUUCGACAUCUUCGACAAUCUAGCCUUGCCCUCGAAGCUGGAAAAAUGGCAGGCCACGCUAUCGGCACAAAAAGAGAAGAUAGCAAAACAACAAGAGAGGAUUCGGACGUCAGGAAACAAUGCCAAAGAUAGAGCCGUGGCCGAAUGGCGCAAGCGAGUGCCCACUGCCGACGAACAGCUCGCCAAGUACCGGUCGCGCAUGAAGAAAUCGGUCGACGAGCUCAACAAGAGAUGGAACGACACAGUCACGGUGUCUGUACGAGAAAAGGUGUCCUUCAUUUCCGCCGUCCUCAACGUCUUCAUAAGCGGAUACCUAAUCGGGGCCGUGCCCGAGUACUUUUACUACUGGUUUACGAUACAACUAUUAUACUUUAUGCCCAUCAGGCUCAUCACCUACCGGCAAAAGGGCUACCACUACUUCCUCGCAGAUCUAUGCUACUUUGUCAAUUUCCUCCUGCUGCUCACGAUCUGGGCCUUUCCGCAGUCCAAGCGCCUCCUCAUCAGCACCUACUGUUUAGCCUACGGCAACAACGCGGUGGCGAUCGUCAUGUGGCGCAAUUCUCUGGUCUUCCACUCACUGGAUAAAGUGACCAGUCUUUUCAUCCAUGUGAUGCCACCAGUCGCCCUGCACUGCAUCGUCCAUUUGACACCGGAUGAGUUCCUGCACCACCGUUUCCCAGCGGUGUACACCAUCAAAUACAGCCCGCCCGGCUCAAAGGAGCACUACAGCCUCUGGGCGAUGCUAGGGUGGGCUUCACUGCCCUACGCUGUAUGGCAACUCUCAUACCACUUCUUGAUCACCGUUCGAAGACGCGAAAAGAUCGCCGCCGGCCGCCCGACCUCCUUCACAUGGCUUCGCAGAUCAUACGCGACGACAUGGAUCGGCAAAAUCGUCAUCUCGCUCCCAAAUGCACUGCAAGAGCCGGCGUUCAUGCUCAUCCAGUAUAGCUAUGCCUUGCUCACCAUUCUCCCCUGCCCAAUCUGGUUCUGGUACAGGUGGGCCAGCGCAUCGUUUCUCCUGUUCGUCUUCAGCUGGAGCGUCUGGAACGGCGCAAACUACUACAUGGACGUCUUUGGCAAGAGGUUCCAGAAGGAACUGGAGCAGAUGAAACGCGACGUUGCAAGAUGGCAAAAUAGUCCUGGCGCCAUGCUCAGCCCGCCCAGUGGGCCCGUUGACGACGGCGCCAAAGGUGAGAAUGGUCAAGGCAAGCGAAGAAGUAUCGAUCAGAUCCCUCUCUUGGACGAAACUCACCAGAAUGGGAAUGGCAAAGUAGACUCGAGCGCACGAUCUACAGGCACGGAUCUGCUCAACGAUUCGAAGUCUAGUGUCGUUGACAGGAAGUCUGUGUCGUAA